This is a messenger RNA of Hyla sarda, 1422 nucleotides long. RefSeq names its product D(2)-like dopamine receptor. The transcript has a single exon. NCBI's taxonomy places the organism in Eukaryota, Metazoa, Chordata, Amphibia, Anura, Hylidae. Gene Ontology annotation, molecular function: neuropeptide receptor activity. Gene Ontology annotation, biological process: neuropeptide signaling pathway. The record is from RefSeq and is a predicted model, not a curated record. Bases 1 to 1422 code for a protein of 473 amino acids. Gene Ontology annotation, cellular component: membrane.
AUGAACACAGACGUGUCUACGCUUACCUUGAUUUCCGUCAGAAUAUUGCUUUGCUUGUUUGGCAUCCUGGGAAAUUUCUUAUUAUUUUUCUUCACAAUACCGAAAGUAAAUCAAAGGAUUGAACCAUACAAGAUUCUUCUCCUCAACCUUGCUAUUUCAAAUCUCCUUACCAACUGCAUGGUGGACAUUCCUGGAAUCUUGGUGGAAAUAUAUGGAACAUGGUUCCUUGGAGACUUGUACUGCAAAAUAUUCUGGUUCACAGCCAGCAUGUUGAUCACCAACAGUAUCCUCACCACAUUUUCCAUGAGUGUCUUCUGGUUUCAGAAGUUGGUUGGAAACAGACCCAUAAACUCCAAUGUUCUCCGGUCAGUGGAGCUUCGAAAAUUGAGGAUAUUUGUUUCUCUCGGCUGGUUGAUAUCUAUAGCCUUUAGCAUGCCAUUCUUGUUUUUUUGUAGUGUAAAUAUGAUGAAGAAUAAUGAGGAGAAGGACCAGCCAAAACUCAACCAAAGUAUUUUUGGAUGUCAGGAUGUCUUUCCAUCCAGGUCGCAGAAACAUGUUUAUGAGAUCCUAUAUAUGGUUCUGGCCAACGCUCUUCCUGUCCUUGGUAUGUUUUUCAUUAAUGUUAGAAUAAUCAUAUUUUUGAUGCGCAAUAGGAAACAAGUUUCAGCCCUGAAAUGUCUAAAGACUAAAAGAACUAUGACGUCAUCGGUGCCGAAUUGUGGAAAAGCCAAGUGUCGGGAUAGCGGAGGGCAAGCAGGAAGUGAGUUUGUGUCCUACAUAUCUUCAGUUUCUAGUGGACUUGAGUUUGUAUCAGCACAAUUCAUCUUGACAACCUCUGAAGAUCCAGUUAAAGACAAUAUCAAGAAUGUUGAAAAGGGAGACCUUAUCAAGCAAGUCUUAACUUUGGAAGGAGGCUCAAUAGGUGAUGAGGAAAAUAAACAUCUACCUGCAAGUAUGAUUUACAAUCCUUGCAAUUCUAAGGAAAGUGCCCAGACGACAGAACUCUGUGACCUCAAAGCUACUCCUUUAGUCCUUGUGGCAGAAACUGGUAUUACGUGCAUAGAUGGCAAAACAUAUAAGCCAGGUGAUACCUACUCUACUAGCUAUACCUGCUAUCAGGACCAGUGCAUUGAAGGAAAUAACAAGGAUAAGCUUCCUGAACUUCUUAAGUCCUUAGACAGUAAAGUACGGUUGCUAGCUAAGACUCCAAGUGCCACGACACAGAUCAGAGCGGCCAUAAGCAUCAUGGCAGUAGUUGGAGUUUUUUUUAUAUUCUGGGUGACUUAUUUGAUUCUAAAAAUUAAAAGAGACACCAACAGAACCCAGCAAAUGAUCGAUACUGCGAGUCUAAUGGCUGCAUCAUAUACCACAGUCAUACCCUAUAUUUUUAUUUACAGUAUGAAAAAGUGUCCAUGUGGUUAA